AAUUAUUUAAUGUAUUCACCUUCUUUACAGAUGAUGACUUUGAUCAGUUUGAUAAGCCUGGUGCAGAAAGGUCUUGGAGAAGAAGAGCUGGAGAUGAUGACUGGGACAGUGAACUUGAUGAUGACUUGCUUGGAGAGGAUUUGCUAACUGGCAAAAAGAAUCAGUCAGACUUGUCGGAUGAAGAGCUGAAUGAUGAUCUUCUGCAAAGUGACAAUGAAGAGGAACAAGACUUUGGUUCUCAAGGCGUUACGGUUAGCCUCAGUGCUACAUCUGGCAUGCUUUCAUCAUACGAACUCUCUGAAACGAUCAACGAUCAAUCAAUAGAACAUGAGUCUGAGUAUGACCAAGGGGAAGAUGAAAUUGUUUAUGACAAAUCUGAAGCACCUGAAGUAUAUGCUUCAGAGUAUGCAGAGGAAGGACAUUAUGAAGGCAAUGAUCCUGAACUGACAGAAGACCAAAUAGAAUAUGGGGAAGAACCUGGAGAAGAAGAUGAAGUGCUAGACCUUGAAAUCAAUGAACCCCUAGAUGAAUUUCCAGAUGAAGAUUACAUGCAAUCAUAUAAUCAGCAAGCAAUGGAAGAACAAGAAGAAUAUACAGCUGAUGAGGAGCUGGAAGAAUCCCAGGCAAUGACAAAUGAAUCAGAAGAGGCAGCUAUUGAAUCUCUGGAACUUCAAGAAGAAACAAAAGAGGAAUCUGAUGAAGAAGAGGAUGAUGACGAAGAGUCUGGACGAUUGCGUUUCAAAACUGAACGGAAAGAAGGAACAAUAAUUAGGCUCUCAGAUGUGACAAGAGAAAGGAGAAACAUUCCAGAAACUUUGGAACUUUCUGCAGAAGCCAAAGCAGCAUUACUUGAAUUUGAAGAGAGGGAAAGGCAGCUUAAACAGGGACGGUAUGGCUCAAGGAGAGGAGGUCGAAGAGGAGGCUCAGUUAUGUGCCACGGAAUGGGAGAACAAAGGAGAGACAAUAAUGAUAGAGGAAGAAUGAGGGAUCACAGGCCUGCACUGCUGCCAAACCAGCCGUCGACAAUGCAUCAGCAUCAUUCUUCUCCUCCUCCAGGGCUACAUAUGCCCCCUCAGAUAGAAACACCUAGAAUAAUGAUGACUCCACCUCCAGUGACACCUCAACAACCGAAGAACAUACACAUAAAUCCACAUUUCAAGGGGACAGUAGUGACGCCUGUACAAGUGCCCUUGCUGCCAGUUCCAGCCCAGCCAAGACCUGCUGUAGGACCCCAGAGAUUUCCCGGCCCUCCAGACUUUCAACAGCAUACGCCUGGACCAGUUCCUACCAACUUCUCCCAAGCCCCAAGGCUGCCAAUCCAGGACCAGUGGAGAGGGCCACCACCACCGCCACCACCACUCCCUCCUCCACCUCCUCAGGAAAGAGAUCCUUUCUUCCUAGCAGAUCCAAGGUUUCCAAGCCAUCACUUGUUUGAGCAGCGGAGCCCCCCACCACCC
Tauraco erythrolophus (red-crested turaco) is the source of this 1457-nucleotide messenger RNA. Lineage: Eukaryota; Metazoa; Chordata; Aves; Musophagiformes; Musophagidae. The record is from RefSeq and is a predicted model, not a curated record.